Bursaphelenchus okinawaensis is the source of this 1639-nucleotide messenger RNA. The record is from the annotation of a GenBank genome assembly. Lineage: Eukaryota; Metazoa; Nematoda; Chromadorea; Rhabditida; Aphelenchoididae.
AUGUCGGCUGCUGCGCAGAAGAUUCUGAGCCGUUUGGGGCAAGUUGGUGUUGGAUUGGCUGUUGCUGGUGGUGUAGCUCAAUCUGCUCUUUAUAACGGUAAUUUGCUUGUUUUUUAUUGGUUUUUAGAUGUUGAAAAGGUUUGUAUUGUAAAAUUUGUGUAAAUUAACAUGACAGCUUUAUUUAACAAUACAAGGCUUUUAUAUUGAUGGUCUUAGCUAUAGCUUUGGUAUUUCAGUGGAUGGAGGUCAGCGUGCCGUAAUUUUUGACAGAUUUGCUGGAGUUAAGGAUUAUGCCGUCGGAGAAGGUACUCAUUUUUUGGUGCCAUGGGUACAGCGGCCUAUAGUCUUCGAUAUUCGUUCAACACCUAGAGUAGUUACGACUAUUACUGGUAGCAAAGGUAAGAAGCUUAAAUUUUAUUUAAACUUGAUAUUUUUUUGAUUUAUAGGUAUAAAGAUAUACCAAGUCUUAGAAGGUGAAUAUAAUUUCUAAUAUUUUAAAAUUUGGAUUAGUUUUUGUUAAAAAUAUUUUAAUAUGUAAGUCGAUGCUUUUAGAUUUACAAAACGUAUCUAUUACACUUCGUAUCUUGCACAGGCCGGAGCCAUCAGCUUUGCCAAACAUCUACCUCAACAUUGGCCAGGAUUACGCCGAAAGAGUUCUUCCUUCUAUCACAAAUGAAGUCCUAAAGGCUGUAGUGGUAUGUAUCGCUAUCUUUGAGUUUUCAUACUGUUUUAGACAUUAUAUUAUUUCGUUUUUACAUUUGUUAGAAUUUAUGUUUUUAUUUGAUUUUUAAGGUUUUUCAUUGGUUUUUGUAGAUUAUAAGUUAAUAUUGAAAAUAAUUUGUUGAAUAUAUUGUUUUCAGGCUCAAUACGACGCUCAUGAGAUGAUUACACAAAGAGAAAGUGUGUCACAACGUGUUUCAAUUGAAUUGGCCAAGAGAGCUCAACAGUUCGGUCUCUUGUUGGAUGAUAUCUCCAUUGUAAGUUAAUUUGUUCUUUUAUUUAACCUUUAGGCUUAAAAAUAAAGGAACUGUAUCAACAUUGUUAAGUUACAUGCCUAAAAACAAAAAAGGGUAAAAAGUUUUCCUUUAUGGCAUUUUAUGACAAAAAGGCAAUUUAGGGUUAAUAUAGUUUGGGAUGAUGUUACCGAGAAGCUCUGAGAUCAAAACGAAAGGUUGUUGACAGAACAAUGUUGUUUUAAGAUAACUUUUCUAAUAAGUUUUGUUCUGUGACACAGCGAUUGACUGACCAACUAAAAUAUUAAUAAUAAUAAUUUUUUAUGCUUUUUACAGCUGCUUGGCUAUUCCUGCAUCUUAAGAGAAAAAUUUUUCAGACUCACUUAUCUUUCGGCCGCGAGUUCACGGAAGCCGUCGAAAUGAAGCAAGUAGCUCAACAAGAAGCUGAGAAAGCUCGCUACCUGGUAGAAAAGGCCGAACAGAUGAAGAAGGCCGCUAUCACAACAGCUGAAGGUGACGCUCAAGCUUCAAAACUGUUGGCUAAAGCCUUUGCCGACGCUGGUGAUGGUUUGAUUGAGCUGAGAAAGAUCGAAGCAGCUGAAGAGAUCGCUGAGGUCUUGGCCAAGUCGAAGAAUGUCGCUUAUUUGCCAAAGGAGAUGAACGCUUUGUUGGGACUUCCUCAAUAA